AUGUUUAAGAAGUUAAGGUCCAAUUCAACGUCUCAUUCAAAGACUACAACAGAUAAUAAUCGUGCUGCAAUUUCACGAAGAUACAGUUCCCCAAAUCCCGUAAAUUUUGAAAUCCUUCAUGUGGGAAACCGUAGGGUUAGAACAAAUAAUAACACCAAUGGCACCAAUGAUGAUGAUGAUGAUGAUGAUGAUAUGUCACCAUUGGCUACUACACAGUCAAACAAAUCAGCUACUUUAUCAGAAGCUGAAACUUUAUACAUCGAUAGACAACAACGAUUGGAAUUACAAGAAAGUUAUAUCGACAAUUUCACAAUGUACUUGCCAUUUGUGAUCCGACAAAUGCGACUUCUUGAAUCAAGAAGGUAUUAUGAUACUGAACAUCCGCUGCAUAAUAGUAAUAAUAAUAGUGAAAGUAGUAGUACUAGUAAUGGUAACCAUAAUGAAUCAGAACCAAGUCAUAUUAUUGUCCCCAUAGAUGACAGUUUUGAUGAUACUUCUACUAUAUUUGAAGAAACACAUAUCCCCAUGGAAGCUUAUGCUGCUACUCAUUUUAAGAUUCUAGAUAAAAGUUUAACUGAUUUCACAAUCAAACGGCUGUUUAUAAUGGUAAAUGGCAUGUUGAAACAUAACAUGUAUAUAUUCUCAAGUGAAGAAUCAUUUGAAUUAUUCAAAUCGCUACGACUGAAUAUCAAGAGGGAAAGAAAAAAUCUGAUUGUGGUCUAUGACCAGCAUGGAUCUAUUAAAAGAACAUCAUCAGCAACUAAAAGAGAAGAUUUAAACUAUGAUGAUGAUAUUAUUAUUGAUGACCGUCCACAUAUUGUUCCAUUGGAUCUGAAAUUGAAAGGAUUGGGGUUACCAUUAUUCAAAGUUAUGAUUCCAUAUUUGUCUUCAUUCAGAAAGAAUACUCCAUUGAUUAUAUUCAAGAAAUAUAAAGAAGUUCCAUCUGCUCCUGAUCCAAAUAUACAAGAUGAAAUGGAAUUUGAAACAUUCAAUUUUUGUUUAGUUUAUUCCAAGUACUUCCAGCCUUACCGAAGAUUCAUCUUUGAAUUUCAUCCCCCAAAUAAACCAAGUUUUAAAAUUGUCAUGUUUCAAAGUAACUUCCGUCCAUUUGCUGAUUUCAGUUACAAAAAUACAAGAUUUAGAGUUGUUGGGCCGUCAAUUAUUCUGGGUGUCGUGCAACAUUAUAAUCCCCACAUGAGAUUAUUAGUCAUCGACGAGGAUAUGCCAUCUUUAGUUGAUGAUAUAGUUAACAAAAAGAGUAGUUCUGGAUUUAUGAAGAGAAAAUCCAAUGUUCCAUGUGUUCCAUUUGAUAUGAACGAUCCAGAUACUUAUCUAAACCCAAUUCCAAAUAAUUCUUUUGCCAAUGUAAUUAGUUCUUCUCAGUUACCGCAGCCCCUGUUCAUUAGUAAUGAUCUUCCACCGUUUGGGUCAUUUAAAGAUUCUAUAUUAUAUCAAAAUUCACAAUUACUUCCAAAGAAGUACAAUGAAGUUGGUAAGAUUCAAAUAUAUCAAGACAAGAAUAGUGCACAAGGGAGAAAUUUGGACAGUACUUUAUCUGUGGACAUUGAUUCGUUGGUACUUCUUUGUAUUAUGAGUACAUUACGUGAAGUUUCUAUCAGAAAUUCAGGAAGAACUAAUGCACCAGGAUCAAUUGGAUUUCCAGGUGCUUUAGGGCGUCAAUCUUAUGCAUUUGAUCCUCCAAGUCCAGGCGUUUUUGGUCUUUAA
Candida tropicalis MYA-3404 is the source of this 1725-nucleotide messenger RNA. RefSeq lists its product as uncharacterized. The transcript has a single exon. The record is from RefSeq and is a predicted model, not a curated record. Bases 1 to 1725 code for a protein of 574 amino acids. Lineage: Eukaryota; Fungi; Ascomycota; Pichiomycetes; Serinales; Debaryomycetaceae.